AUGUCGACCUCGGCCAGCUCCACGCUGGAGCGACAGAACGAUGACGUGCUAGAAAACCUGCUGGGCAAGGUCAAGAGCUUGCGAGGCGUGACGAACGAUAUCUACGAUGAUGCAGAGUCGCAACGAGGCAUGCUAGACAACACUUCCAACCUCUUCGACAACUUCUCGGCCCGCCUGGCGAACUCGUCGUCACGCCUCACGCACACUGUCGUCCAGGGAGCAAGGCAUCAUCGUCUCACCCUCUACAUCGUUGCAGGAUUCGUCACCCUCUUCUUCGUCUAUCGAUGGUUCUUUUGA
Jaminaea rosea is the source of this 297-nucleotide messenger RNA. RefSeq lists its product as hypothetical. The record is from RefSeq and is a predicted model, not a curated record. Lineage: Eukaryota; Fungi; Basidiomycota; Exobasidiomycetes; Microstromatales. Gene Ontology annotation, biological process: intra-Golgi vesicle-mediated transport. The transcript is spliced from 3 exons. Bases 1 to 297 code for a protein of 98 amino acids.